Messenger RNA from Aspergillus calidoustus, 345 nucleotides. NCBI's taxonomy places the organism in Eukaryota, Fungi, Ascomycota, Eurotiomycetes, Eurotiales, Aspergillaceae. The record is from the annotation of a GenBank genome assembly.
AUGCGCGCUUCGCCUCUUGGUUUAUUGGGGUUUGGCGAGCUGAGAGAAGUUCAAGUUACAGUCAAGAGACUAGCGACGAUUUUACCGACCAACGUCGAAGGCCUUGAGGCAGAAGUCGACGCUCAAAGCGAAGAUUACUUCGACUCAUCAGCUGAAGAAAAUUCCAUUGCGAUUCGCAAAACGUGGAAGGGCUCAUUAACCAGUUUCUGGACGAACUCGUGCUCGAAGAAAAGCACUCCCAACCCGACUCUUAACGUCAAGGGCGUGGUUGAAUCAUCGGGCUUGGGCCGGUUCUGGAAGCAGAUAUCAUUGCCCAAUCUUAGACGAUUCGGACGAGUCGUUUGA